AUGUUCUUCAUCAGCGCAAUCGUAAAGAACAUAGCGCCCAUCUUCAUAGCAACGAGCCCGAUAACCAGCUAUGGCGACCAAAUCUACUCGAUGCACCGCGCCCGCAGCUCCGCCGGCUUCUCCCUCGACAUCCCCCUCAUAAUGCUCGUCGCCAGCAUCCUCAAAGUCUACUACUGGUUCGGCGCCCACUUCAGCACCUCGCUGCUCAUACAAGCUUUACUUAUGAUAUGCGUUCACCUCCUCCUUCUCCACGUCGCCCUCACGAAUCGGCCCCCGCCCUCGCACCUCCCGUUUCAGCACAACGACGUGUCGAACCGCCCGUAUGACUUUUGGCAGUGGAGGGCCCCGAGACCUUAUUGGGCGUUUAUCACGUAUUUUGCGGGCAGUCUGCUGGUGUUGCAUUUGCUGAUGAGUUCGACGGCCGUGUUUGGACCGUAUACGGAUUUGCUGGGUGGCAUUGCGUUGACGAUUGAGGCGACGCUGCCGUUGCCUCAGAUUCUGGCGAAUUGGCAGCGGAGGGGGUGCAAGGGGUUCCGCCCGAGUGUUAUUGUGAAUUGGGUUAUUGGUGAUACGUUUAAGAUGUGGUUCUUCUUCGCGAGUAGCAGUGGAGAGGUCCCCUGGGCGUUCAAGGCUUGUGGUAUCUUUCAGGCGUGCUGCGAUUUGGGGCUCGCGGCGCAGUAUUUGGUUUGGGGAGAUGGUCCGGCGGGUGUUGAGGGGUUGGGUCGCGAGAAGGAGCUGAGGAGUCCGGUUCCCGGGGAUGUGGAUUGGAGUGUGGAGAAGUUGGGGCAGGCGAGUGUCACGGGAGGGAUUGAGAUGAAUGAUGCUCAGGCAUGGGAGAGACCUAGGGCUGGAUAG
Molecule: messenger RNA, 855 nt
Organism: Bipolaris zeicola 26-R-13
Lineage: Eukaryota; Fungi; Ascomycota; Dothideomycetes; Pleosporales; Pleosporaceae
Exons: 2
Coding region: 1-855 (284 amino acids)
Biological process (GO): phospholipid translocation; retrograde transport, endosome to Golgi
Cellular component (GO): endosome; trans-Golgi network
Source: RefSeq, a predicted model, not a curated record